AAGACAAACUGGGAAAGCCUUUCACCAUCUGAGAAGAGGGGCAGCAUUUAAAAAAAAUCAACAGCACUAAGGUGAAAAAAAUCUACUGGUCAGCAUCUGCGCCAAAGACUCGACAGAUCCGCCUUGAAAUCCGAGAAAACACAAGGGAAUUAAAACAGAAACGCAGGAGUACAAGUCAAGCUAGGGCAUCACUAACGAUAGUUGGAACCCAAAACCGUCAUUACAUAUUCGUGACAACGAAAAACCAGCCUGCAACCUGCUGCCCCUGCCGUCAAGGUGCCUUUACCAUGGUGACACUAAAAGAAUCAUACACUUUACAAUAAGCCAGAGGAAGAACUCCUUGUUACAGUUGCAUUGCCUCACUUUCAGCAUCAUCUUGAUCACUUUGCUCCCACGACGGCGCUAAUCUGGUGCAGCCAUGCAUCUAGAAGUUAAGGUCGCCCUCAACUUCAUCGUGUCCUACCUGUACAACAAGCUGCCUCGGCGUCGAGCCGACCUGUUUGGCGAGGAGCUGGAGAGGAUACUGGUGUCUCGUUUUGAGGGUCACUGGUACCCUGAGGCCCCUCUCAGGGGUUCUGCCUUCCGCUGCAUUCACCUGGGAGCGCCGAGGGACCCAGUGGUGGAGUUGGCCGCCAAGAGAAGUGGACUGGACACGGAAGAAGUGCGCGCAAAUGUUCCUGCAGAACUCAGUGUGUGGAUUGACCCUUACGAGGUGUCCUACCAGAUUGGAGAGAAGGGGGCAGUGAAGGUUCUCUACCUGGAGGACCCUCCAGGCCUCGGCUGUGACAGUGAGAGGGCUGAGGGGGUGAUCAGAGAGGGUAAGGGAGAUGCAGAGGUGGAGGAGGCCAAGAGUCUGGGCUUCAACCCAGAUGCUCAGGUGUUUGUGCCAGUUGGAAGCCAGGCAUCUCCGGCCCUCAUGCCAUCGCUCUCUAGCUCUCCCACACCUCUGUCUGCCCAGUCCUGCUCCGGGCUCUUCAGCUACCCCAGCUCCAGCACGCCCACCGACCCUGCCGCCCACUCCUCCAACACCUCUACCCCUUCUCCUCCCAGCGGCGGAUUGCCCUACCUCUCCACUCAGCAGCCACCCUCUGCUCUUCCCGCUGCCCGUCCUCAGCCCAUCACCUUCACCACCGCCAGCUUCGCCGCCACUAAAUUCGGCUCAACCAAGAUGAAGAAGUGCAGUGGGGCCGGGUCGGCAGCCGGCUCUGCAGUCAGCUUACCGCCUGCCCAGAGGAUGCUGUCCCGCUCUCCCACCACCAUCUCUGCCCCAGAGCUGCUCAAGCACAAGCCCCUGUCCCUCUCCUUGCACUCCCUCGGAGGUCCCAUCGCCAGCCAGCUCUCUCCCAACGCCAAAGAGUUUGUCUACCCAGGAUCCCCAGGCCCCCUUUACUUCGAUGCUGACACCCAGCCCAUGCAGCCUCACGCCAGCCCAUUCCAACCCCCCCACACUGUUAAUGCCCAUCCAUCCUUUGACCCCUUCUCCAGCCCUCCUCCUGCCCAGAGCGUGGGCAUCAUUGGCAGCAACGGAGGAAUCCCCUACAUUGAGAAGCCGCCGUUUGUCGAGGGUUUAGGAAGCUACAACCUGCAAUAUCCCAGCCAGUCCUUCCAGCCCGUCGUGCUGGCCAACUAAGCCUUCAUUUGUAAUGAUAAGAAUUGUAGGUGGAGGAGGUGGGUGUUGGACAAUGACGCUCCAGAUAUUUUCAGUUUUUCUAACGAAUUGUUCUAAUACUAAUACAAGUUAAGAAUUAGUUUUACUACAAAGAUUUAAAAUAACAUGUCCACUGAAUACUUCAUGUGAUUUGUUUUGUUCCUCCAUUACUCCCAACUCCACCCUGCCUGUCCAUCGCUGUUACUGUUCUGUGUGUUGGCUUUGAUGACGGGGGAGGGGGGGUGGUUCCUUUGUACCUUGAGUCGUUGCCAAUCUCUUUAUGUUUAUUAUUUUGCAUUGAAUGUUAAUGUGAGGGUUUUUUUUUUUAUUCUUGUAGUUUAAUGGACCCGGCUCUAGUAUAGCUCCAUUUUGCACUGCACUGUCAUGCUGUGAAAAAGGACCUCGCCAAGUCCUGCAGGGAACGACGGCUGUGGAAAGCUCAGCACUUUGCUCUGCAAUCUGCUGUGCCCUACUUGCCACAAAUACAGAGAGGGGGGCUCUGCUCUGUGUGUGUGUAGUCCUGUUCUGUUUUGUUGUGGCUCAGCGUGAUUGAGAGACUCAUUGUUUGUACGGUGGGCCCGUUACCCUUGAAACGCGCUCGUGCACAGGCACAAUUUGACUCCGUUGUUGUCACCGGGUGUAUACUGGAAGCAGUUUAUCGUCAGUUUAAAUAAAAUGAGAGCAGCGGAGGGAGCAGAAAACGAGCAUCGGGGUGUUAAGGGAGUGAUGUAGUGGAAUGUGUUGUACCUGUCAGGGGAAACUGCAGCUGGGAAGGUCGGGGAAACCUUGGUGAAUGUGAAACGCAAAUAAAUCUUGGCAUUUUAAGAAAAUAAGCACGUGCUGAGCCCUCAGUUAUACACACGGAUAUGCAAGCUGUGGUUUCAAGCAGUAUAUGUAUGCAAACGGACGGCCAAUGCGCACACACGUGCAGAAAUGCGUGCACAUAAACACAGCUCCCCAUCAGCAGUGUUUGUGUGAAGGUGAACAGGCGGAGGAGGAGCUGAGGGGGAGGGAUGCAGCAGUUAAGCAGUAGGGAUUGUGAUAAAUGGCUUAGCAUGACUUUGACUAUGAAGGAGAGGUUUUCCUCUGCAUGGAGAGGAGAGAGGGCGACGGGAGAGAAGGGGAGAGGCAGCUCGAGGGUUCUGCUGCCUCGGCGGCGUCCGGGCUGUAUUGGCUUCGAGAGUGACACUUUAAAACCCAGAGCACGUUUCUGGUGAGCUUAAACAGUACUGAAGCCAAACCCUCACACUAUUCUCUCCCUCCUCUUGAAAUUCUUCAGUGAUCUCUGCUCCUCUGGCUGUGAACAAAGAAAAAACAGAAUAUACAUACAGUCCAGGUCGUCUCUUUUCCCAGCUGCAGCGACGUGGACAAAGAUGAAUGUUCUUUCACGGUGUGUGGCUUCUGUCACUUCAUCGGAUAGCGUGUCAGAUCUCUGGAAGUCUGCCGUUUCUAGCUAUGGUUUGCUUACCAGCCGGGUCCUCGUGAUCGUUGGUUAGUCGCUGCAGGGAAGGGCAACCCCCAGAUGUCCAUUUGAGCCGUCCAGCACUUUAUUACUGGGCUCCCGAUGCUGUGUGUCGGCCACAGGCACGAGCAUUAAACCAUUCCUUUGCCCUCUGUUUGGUAAUGGCACAUUUUAUUCAGCCGUCAGUAAAUGCUUUAGAGAUUGAAGCGGGAGCUUAAUUUGCAUUCAGAUGCAUCACGCUGGUGAGGAGGCACCGUCAGUGUUGUCCGUUUAUUUGAAUGUUUUCUAGACUUGUACGGAUAAGUGUUUUUGUAUAAGAUGACCCAAGGACCCUUGACUUGUGCACACGCUGGUUUGGCAAUGUGACAGCUUGUCAUAUGCAUGCAGGUUUUAUUUGUUUUUGUCUUCUUUUCAAGGGAACGGGUGGGGAGAUCCACAUCUCUGUAAAUGUUGACGAUUGUGAGGGAAAGCGGCAUUUAUAAUUUUUGUUUUGUAAUUUAUUUCCAAUAUUUCUAUAUUUUUGUUUUUGCAAAUGAUCACUUACAUUUGUAUGAGUAAGACAUGACAAGUCCAGGAAUAUGUAUAUAAAAAGUUCUUAUGUUCAGAUUCUUUGUUUAGUUUCUUACAUGCUGAGGUUAUUUUUUCAGAAAAUAACAUGAAUAUAUGCAAACUGAGACAAAAAUAAAGAUGUACAGAAUAAAGUAUUGAAUGUGUAUUGUACCUUGUACAGCAUUUGUCUAAUAAGACGGGUAAAUGUAUUCAUUCUUCAAGUUGGAUUUGGAGUUUAAGAUGUGAAUGUUUACAGUGGGUUUGUGUAGGAAAAGAUGGCUGAUCACUUCCUCUGUGCUCCCAGGGCAGUCUGGCAACACUACUCCCACAGGCAGUACAUUUAAACCAAAAAUCUCCACCUUUCGCAUCCUCUUUUUCAGUGCAAUGACCAUCCUGACUUAUGUGACUUCACUUAAUAUUGUGUGGCCACCAUGCCUGUUUUGUUUUUGUUUCGUUCUUUUUCCUGAAAGACCUUUUUUUUCCUAAAACCAUGAUAGCACCUAACCCAGAUAUAUUCAGAUUUACAUUAACAAAAUGUGUUUUAACCUCCCUCAUAUUAUAUUUCCCAUCAAAUGGAUCUUUUUUACCCCUCACUUUUUUUUUUUUUCCAUUGGGUAAUCUUCUCCCCAUCAUCCUUUGGUCCUGAUACUAGAGCCAUAUCCCAGACUGUCUUUGCUUACACAGAUGCUCACCCUUCUCCAGUGCAAUGUAAUGCCAUAAUUUAAAUUACCCUGAAGGAUUAAAGGGGUUACUACCUCUCUGCACCCUGGAAAAAAAAUCUAAUAUAUUUCCUCAAUAGGAAGACAGUGUUAACGGCAGGUUUAGAAGGAUGAGGGACAUGAAUGUGCUGUGAAUGUGACUCUGAUCUGUUGUUAGUUAACCCUGUUUGAGAUGGCCUGCGGGGGGGAAAAAAGGGGGAAACUGCUCAUUUUAUUUAGUCUAAGAGUCAGAGAUUUUUAGUCACACGCACGUUCGAAAUGACUCCUUUUCCUCUCUUCUUUUUCCGACAUUUGUCAGAUUAUUCAGCGCAAAAGAGGUGUGCUGUUAAAUUUCCUCUGCAUACAAAUGGGACUGUUGAGGCGAGCGGUCUGAGGGUGUGAAUGAUUAUUGUAAAAGCUGGUUUCCCCUCACAUCCUUAAGAAUCCAUCCGUGGUUUGUGUUUCACACUUGGAGCACAGAUUAUAGUGUUUUAAAUGCACCACAAAUCCGCUCUGAACGCAGGCUAUUCUCCAACCAGGGUUGAACGUGAAUGAAGAGGGGGGAAAAAAGAAUUUUGUAUUCUGAUGUCCUUUGCUUAUAUCGACGUGUGCGUUUUGUUUUGCACUUUGGAAUAUUUCAUUGUCAUAAAAGAAGUUUAUUUUCUAUGUAAGAUUUAACAUUUAAGAGUAAAAUAGAUAUAAUUAAAAGUUCAGAUGAUGUAUAAAUAUAGUGCUUUCUUUCCUGCCUGUAUUUUAUUAUUUUUCCUAUUUUGUAUCUGAUCUGUACACCCUGUAGAUGUGUAAUGAAUCUUUCACUACAGAAAUGCAAUGACCUGUUUUCUGUGCUGCCCCUCGGGAAUGGGGAGUUACUACUGCAGUUUCUUAUUGUAUCAGAUUCUUUUUUAAGUUUGUAAUAAAAAAAACAGAUUGGCA
Messenger RNA from Chelmon rostratus (copperband butterflyfish), 5290 nucleotides. RefSeq names its product protein Tob2. NCBI's taxonomy places the organism in Eukaryota, Metazoa, Chordata, Actinopteri, Chaetodontiformes, Chaetodontidae. The coding region runs from base 419 to 1630 and encodes 403 amino acids. The record is from RefSeq and is a predicted model, not a curated record. Gene Ontology annotation, biological process: regulation of gene expression. Gene Ontology annotation, cellular component: cytoplasm; nucleus. Gene Ontology annotation, molecular function: transcription corepressor activity. The transcript has 2 exons.